GCCCCGGUGCAGUUCACGAAUCUUGCACCACCCACCCUUCGACGCAGACGCACGACACGCCGCCACCACUAUGGACGCCUCCGACGAGUACGUGACAUGCAAUUCCUACAUCGACACCAAGACGAAGAAGUGGACGCUGAAUAUCUGGAAGUGCCGCUUCUGGCACAUGCGCAACCAAGUCCUGACAGUGUUCUACGAGAAAGCUGACGUUGCCAAGAACAAGUUCGUCCAGAAGUACACGAUUCUCUCUGGUGCGAAAUGGGAUGAAAGACCGUGGGGGAUCCAGGUCGAGACGAAGGAAGCAGGGUGGUUACUUGGUGUGAUCCAUUCCAAGGCGGAGUGGGCAGGCUGGCUACAUGCUUUCAUCGUAUUGGACCAUCAACUCAACCCACAAGUCCGACGCUUGGAAGCACGCCCUCAACGGUGCUCACUUGACUCGUAUCAAAGCAGCUCGGCUGGAAACUCCCCCAACGACAAUUCCGACGACAGUCCACUCGGCACAGUUAGCCCAUCACGACGAGUGUCGUUCAACGGCGGAGUUAAGGUGCGGACAAUUCCCGCGCUUGAAGACGAAGACAAGGGAGAACUAUUUUACACAGAACUCGAGCUGGGCAAAAUGAAGAAAGGUGCUCCCGGUGUCAGCAACGCCGUUUUGAAGCGAAGGCCGAUGCCAGUCAUGGCAUAGCACGUGUGCGCUCCGCGUGACUGCUGCAUAAAUGAUCGUAUUUACAACCUUGAUGUCCAUUCAUUUCACCUCG
Molecule: messenger RNA, 758 nt
Organism: Aphanomyces invadans
Lineage: Eukaryota; Oomycota; Saprolegniomycetes; Saprolegniales; Verrucalvaceae
Exons: 1
Coding region: 71-685 (204 amino acids)
Source: RefSeq, a predicted model, not a curated record